Messenger RNA from Rosa rugosa (rugosa rose), 984 nucleotides. Its product is annotated as ABC transporter F family member 5-like. NCBI's taxonomy places the organism in Eukaryota, Viridiplantae, Streptophyta, Magnoliopsida, Rosales, Rosaceae. The transcript has 5 exons. The record is from RefSeq and is a predicted model, not a curated record. The coding region runs from base 220 to 627 and encodes 135 amino acids.
UAAAUAAAACAGUGCCUGAGACAGUAGAAGAAGCAGCAGGGGAUUGGAGACUUGAUGAUAUAAAGGGCCUCCUUGGUUGUUGUAAUUUCAAAGCAGAUAUGCUUGAUAGAAAGGUUUCCCUCUUAAGUGGUGGUGAGAAGAAUCAAUUAAGGCUGAAUUAGUGUCCGGUUUAACAGUUUGUCUCCCUUUUGUUGGGCACGCCUUGCCUUCUGCAAGUUCAUGGUAAAGCCAUCUACUCUGCUAGUUCUGGAUGAACCGACAAAUCACUUGGACAUUCCUUCAAAAGAGAUGCUUGUGGGAAUAAAUGAGUACAAAGGCACUGUUAUCACAGUUUCUCAUGACCGAUACAUUAUAAAGCAAAUAGUUAAUAGAGUAGUGGAAGUUAAAGACAAAAGAUUGCAAGAUUAUGAAGGCAAUUACAAUUACUAUCUAGAGAAGAAUCUAGAUGCUAGGGAAAGAGAGCUCGAGCGUGAGGCAGAGAUUGAGGAGAAGGCUCCUAAAGUCAAAGCCAAAUCAAAGAUGUCUAAGGCUGAAAAGGAAGCUCGGAAGAAGCAAAAGAUGCAGGCAAUCCAGCAAGCAAAGGCAAAAUCGAAAGGAAUUACAAAGAACGCUAAGAGAUGGAAUUAAAGUAGUUUAUUUCAAAGAGGCGCACUUUACCAGCUAGUCGAUCAUGUAUGUAUAUACCAGUUAGUACAUUAAUAGAUUUCCGGGAACAAGCGAGGCUGCACCAGAAAUCCUGUACUUGAAGCAUCUGCUUUUUGCUCAUUAAUCGCAGAAUAUGGAACACAAGUACGUGCUUCUAAAAUCUAACCCACAUGAGAGCAGGAAUAUAGGGUUCGAUUGUAUUGCAUAGAAUCUGUAAAUUCAUUGGCCACAAUUAAUAGACUCUAUUCACAUUUGAAAAACUGGUUGCGCCGUCUUCGUUUAUUACAAGAUUUGUCAGAUCCUCUUGUGAGCAAUAUGAAGCAAUCCUUAUUAGAUGUU